This is a messenger RNA of Yarrowia lipolytica CLIB122, 849 nucleotides long. RefSeq lists its product as uncharacterized. Lineage: Eukaryota; Fungi; Ascomycota; Dipodascomycetes; Dipodascales. The record is from RefSeq and is a predicted model, not a curated record.
AUGAAGUUCUUCUCUGUCAUCCCUCUUCUGGCUGCCGCCAUCGUCGCUGCUCAGGACAACUCCUUCUCUCAGCCCCAGCCUGGCGAUGAGCUCCACGCCGGAGACGCCUUUGUCAUCCGAUGGAACGCCACCACUGACGGCCAGGUCGCUCUGGUGCUGCUCCAGGGCAAGUCCGACAACCUUUCUCCCGUUCUGACCAUCUCCGAGGGUCUCGACAACCGAGGAGCUGUCCGAUGGCUCGUGCCCUCCGACCUCCCUGACGGAGACAACUACGCUCUGCGAAUUAACCCCGUGGAAAAUGCCGACGACGUCAACUACACCGGCCAGUUCAAGAUCACCGGCGGCCAGGUUGCCAACACCUCCUCCGAGGCUGCCGCCGAGGCCACCUCUUCUGCUGCCAACUCCUCUUCUUCUGCCGCUGACUCUACCACCUCAGCCGUCAUCCCCGUCACCUCCGGUGCCAACUCUUCUACCACAGUCCCCGUUGCUUCCACCGUUGCCAACACCACCACCGAGGUCUCCUCCACCGAGGCUGAGUCCACUUCCUCCACCGCCUCCGCUGUCACCACCAACAUUGUUGGUGCCGGUGUUUCCAACGGUACCGGUUCCACCAACGGCUCUGUCCCCAACUCUCGAUCUUCUUCUGGCGCUGCAUCCCGAACCACCCUGUCCACCUCUGGUCGACCCUCCGGUUCCACCUCUCGAUCCUCUGGAUCCGCAUCUGCCGCCUCCGCCACUGGAUCCGCUGGAGCUACUGCUUCGCGUGCUCCCACCAACGCCGGUGUCGUCAACUCCCAGAACCUGGGUCUUGUCGGCGUCGCUGCUGGUAUCGCUGCCCUGAUGAUGUAA